GGACUACGCUACCCAGCAUGCCCAACAGGAAGGGACGAACGGAACCGCAUUGGGACGGAGGUCGUGGGGCGCGCCAAGGAGUGUUGUGGGUGUGUGAGGGGCGGCUGAGGUGCUGAAGAGUUCCCGGACCUGAUCCGAGCGGGCGCCCGCGUGAGGCGAUUCCAUGGCGGACCGCGCGCGCCCUUGGAGUCUGGAGGAGCUGCGGAGCGACGCGCUGCCCAAACGGGAGAUUAUCCACUUUCUGCAGGAGCAAGCGGCACACAGGUUUCUUGCAGAGCACAAGUUGCUUGGUCAGAUAAAAAAUGUGGCUAAAACUGCUAGUAAGGAUCAGUUAAUAACAGCAUACAACCAGCUUUUUGAAACAAAGAGCUUUAAGGACACAGAGAGUACUGAGCAAGUGGCAGAACAGGUGAAAAAUGUCAAGAUUGAUGAAGGCCAACCCAAAAAGACAAAAUCUGAAGAAGUUAUUGAUGAGGCUUCCCCAAAAUAUACCAAGUCAAUUCUGAAAAGGGGGGAUAAAAUUAACUUUCCAAAAAAGGGUGAUGUUGUUCACUGCUGGUAUACAGGAAAGCUGCAAGAUGGAACAGUCUUUGACAGUAAUAUUCAAACAAGUUCAAAGAAAAAAAAAGCAUCUAAACCAUUGAGCUUCAAGGUUGGUGUUGGAAAAGUGAUUCGAGGUUGGGACGAAGCCUUACUGACAAUGAGCAAAGGGGAAAAGGCUAAUUUGGAAAUUGAGCCAGAAUGGGCUUAUGGGAAGAAAGGGCAGCCUGAUGCCAAGAUUCCACCCAAUGCAAAACUUUUCUUUGAAGUUGAACUCGUAGAUAUUGAAUGAUGGAUUGUCUCCUCUUCAGUCUUGAAUAAUUGUGAAGAUACUUCUGAUUUCAGGGAAAUGCAAAUGUGGCCUUUUAUCUGAUAGAUGGAGGAGUCAAAAGCUCUUGUUGCAAUUACAGUACAAUGUCUGUAUAACUAAAAACUAGUUUAUAUGUG
This is a messenger RNA of Python bivittatus (Burmese python), 987 nucleotides long. It is a transcript of the gene FKBP3, whose product is annotated as FKBP prolyl isomerase 3. Gene Ontology annotation, molecular function: peptidyl-prolyl cis-trans isomerase activity. The record is from RefSeq and is a predicted model, not a curated record. Lineage: Eukaryota; Metazoa; Chordata; Lepidosauria; Squamata; Pythonidae.